AUGAACUCAACUCCGGCCAAUUCAACGCCUCUACCGCCAUUACAACCCUUCACACCAGGCUCCUCGGCUGCAACGCCCGCACCAAUAGCUCUGACCAGGUCCAAGCCCCGUAGACGGCUGUCGUCGAACGUGGUGGGUGUGUCGGACCGGCGGCGGCUGCUGCAAAUGCUUCAAAACGUGGAGGAAGUGUCUCCAGGUCCCGAUAGUGCAAGUGAAGCGGGAGAGUCGCCGUCUAUUCGAUCUCAAGAUGAAGCACAUCUGGAACAUCUUUCUUCGGCGAGAAUCUGCAUGGAUGAAGACAAGGAGCUGUUGAUUCAUCAGGCGCUACCAGCAUUUGAAAAUACGCUGCUUCGGUUCGUACAGGCGUUGUCCAAGUACGACUUUCGACAGGAUCUGGCAGAAACCCUGAUGGAGACAGAAUCGCAGUUUUGUGAGGCCGUGGACGAGCUGGUGGAGCACCAACAGGCGGCACAGACAAUCGCGGCACUGGAACGUGUCAGUGAAGGGUUGGACGACAAGAUUCGAGACAUGAUCCGCAAACUGGCAGAGUGCAGACGAGAGCUGCGAAACUACCAGCCCAACAACGAGAACCAGUCGACCUUGUCGUCGGCAGAUCUGCUGACAUAUGCCACGCGAAUUGCAAACUUCACCACAGCUCCUCCGUACUUUAGAGAGCGGCCUGAGCACUCGAAGCUGCCCUGGCCAAUUGAAGACGAGAUGAGAAAGGGAUUGCUGGCUCUUAUGGAAGUAGGAAAGGACAAGACGGAGCUCGGAGAGCUGGCGGACCCGGAGAAGUUCGCACACACCGCUGCAAAUGGUGUGGCUCCCAAUGGAGCGGCUCCCGUGGCCAACGGAGUAGCUCAGAACCACAACAAUGGAUAUGCUAUGGAACGACGACUAUCGACGGGCUACGGAAGCGAUAAUGAUGGCGAUACGAAUAUGAACGGAAGGAGUGGUUUGGCGGGUCUGGACAUCUUUGACGAUGAUGAUGAUGACGAUGACGAUGAUUAA
Messenger RNA from Yarrowia lipolytica CLIB122, 1011 nucleotides. RefSeq lists its product as uncharacterized. Gene Ontology annotation, cellular component: core mediator complex; mediator complex. Gene Ontology annotation, molecular function: transcription coregulator activity. Gene Ontology annotation, biological process: regulation of transcription by RNA polymerase II. Lineage: Eukaryota; Fungi; Ascomycota; Dipodascomycetes; Dipodascales. The record is from RefSeq and is a predicted model, not a curated record.